This is a messenger RNA of Acanthosepion pharaonis, 3300 nucleotides long. The record is from the annotation of a GenBank genome assembly. NCBI's taxonomy places the organism in Eukaryota, Metazoa, Mollusca, Cephalopoda, Sepiida, Sepiidae.
AUGCCCGUUUGCUUUACCUCUCUUUCCAGCAUUUCCCCGUACCCAACACUCGUCUUUCUUUUUGCUCUUCGCUUAUAUUCGACUCCUCUUCUCGCUAUUAACGGGGUCGGGAAGAAAAGAAAAACGCCCGUUCCGUCCUCACCCUCUCCACCUUCUCUUUUAUCCUAUCUCCAUCCCAUCUUUAACUGUUCUCUUCUCUUCUGUCCCAUCCCAGAUACAUCUCCUUACUCUUUGUCUUCCCUCGCUCCUGUCUUCUUGUUCGGCUUUUGUCCAACCCAACUGUGCUGUAAAAUUCCUGUUCUCCUCUCUGUUCUCUUUUCUUCCUUUCUUCCCUCCUGUUUUCAUGGUGUUAUUGUUGUUCUCUUUCUUCUUAGCCUCCUGUUCUGUUUGGCUAGAACUCAUCAAUUUUCAUCUGAAGCAUCAGGCCGUGUGCUGGAUAAAUGGACCAUCGCCACCCGUGAAGAGGAGCACAUUAUUCUGCAACAGUUUCUUCGGUUUGGAGAGACCAAGUCAAUUGCUCAGGAAAUCAUUCUUCAGGAUACUAAAGAGAAGCAGGAGCUCUAUGUCAAGCAGACUUCUCGGGCAGAGUCUGAAAUCAAGAAAUUCAUUGAACGCAGCAAUCUGAGCAUGCAAAGUUACAUGCGCCCAUAUGAGUCACGGCACCUGUUCUCCAAUCGCAUGCCAUUUGUAUCUCACAGUAACCGCCUUGUAGCACCGACUGCAAUGCCGUACACUGCCACGACACCCCCACGUGACCUGCGCCCCACGAGCAUACCCCCUGUUCCGGUACCUACAUCGAGCCCCGUUACUUCGUCCCCAUUGGGCCGGCUGCAGACCAUGCUGCCAAUUGAUUUUCGAAGAGAACACAUAAGUCCGGCUGUCAGUCCAGGUCUGUCAGAAAAACGUGCCUCUGUGCCACAACCAACACAGCAACCACCUCCCCCACCACCACCACCCUCCAUUGGUGGAGACAGUCCAAAAAAUUUGAGCACCACACCGACACCAACACCCACCAGUCCACCCCAGUUCCAGUCAAUGAAACCUCAUGAAGGGGGCGAAAACUCAACGAGCACAAACAUCCAAAACAUCACCCCACCCAUUGUUCCUCCAGAUGACCCUCCAAUGGACGCAAUAAACUACUCCACAAAAGACUGUGAAGAAACAGCUCUGUCUGUGUAUGCAGAUCGCAAAGUAAAACACCUGCGAAAGUCAGCCAACCCCAUCAAGCGUCAAUGGACUCCCUCGGCGUCAUUUGGAAGUACCUUGAUUGCACCCAACGGUAAAAAGCGUGUUCUCUGCACAGCUUGCAAUAAAACUUUCUGUGAUAAAGGUGCUCUAAAAAUUCAUUACAGUGCAGUGCAUCUGAAAGAGAUGCACAAAUGUACAGUUGAAGGCUGCAGCAUGAUGUUCAGUUCUCGUCGCAGUCGUAAUCGCCACAGUGCCAAUCCUAACCCUAAACUCCAUAUGCCUCAAAAACGCAAACUCCCCGAAGGAGCUACUCUAGUCAGUGAUUCAAAACCAUCCUCUAGACUUAUCAAUUCUCCCCCUACUAUGGUAGUGACCUCGUCUUUUCUAUCGAGGACAGUGAUUCCAUCGCUAGAUUCAAAUGUCCUGAACAGAAGUGACCAAUCGUGCUUUGUAGAUGUUGGCAACAAUCUUCCAUACAUGUCUUCUCCGGAGAAAAAAAUUAAGAUCGAAAGUAAGGAAGAAGAAGGCUUGAGUGAAGAAGCAAUCGAUAUGAAGUCACGUGAUGACAUAUUGAAGCCGGAUGUCAGCAGCACCCAACGCGGCUUCAACCGAAGGAAAAGCUUGAUCCCCACCCGUUGUGCCCAGAUGGAGGAGACUUAUAAUAUGAGUGAUGAGAAUUCUGUCUCUGAUGAGAAAGAUGCUUCUACUAAGCAAAGCAGGAAACACAUGAACAAUGCUGAUAAGGAAAACCCUACCUCGAACUCAGCUGUGGAUGAAGAAAUUGAUGACAAAAUUGCAAUAAAAAGGGAACUUCCAGACGGUUCUACUAUUCGAGAAAUGUCCGAGAAGAGCCUGAUUGCCAAGGGGUAUGAGGCAGUGAACCUGACAAGUCACAGUAGCGUUAUCUGUGAUACAAACUGCAGUCCCAAACUAGAGGCACGUAAAGAAGCUUGCCACUUCCCCAGGAUUGCUUCCCUCUUGGCUAACAACAAUAACUCUUCAUCAGAUCCUGUUGACCUCUCACAGGAUGCUUGUGAACGAAGCCCCUCAAAUCUAUCCUCUCUGAACCUGAGUCCAAGUUCUGAUCAUGAAUCUAAUGCUUCCCAGGCUUCAACUGAUGUGGAGGGUCACUUGGCUGCCAGGGCUAAUGGAAGUUGCUCUCCAGAUGAUUCAAAUUCAAACAGCGUCGAUGUCCCCCUUGACAAAGACAACCCUCGCAAGUGUACUGUGUGCGGGAAAGUGUUACAGAACCAAUUUGGACUGAAAAUUCACUACCAGAACGUUCAUUUGAAACUGAUGCACACAUGCACCGUCGACGGCUGUAAUGCUGCGUUUCCUUCGAAACGCAGUCGGGACCGACACAGUACCAACUUAAAUUUACACCGCAGACUCCUCUCCACAUCUGAUAUGGACCAGUUCCCAGAUGAUGAGGAAAUAGAAGAUGUGGAUGAGCUGGACGAAGAUGACAUUGAUGAUGACGAUGAUGAUGAUGAAGAAGGUGACGAAAUGGGCACAGGUGGCAAAGAAAAGAAAGAAUCUGAUAACCGCAUUAACCAAAAGUAUGAGUCGGCUCGCAUUUAUGAUGAAAACAGCAAUGCCAAAUUGGAUGAGGAAAAUAAGCAAAGUACCAUCAUAAAUCCUAAACGUAAUUCUAAUGGACCAUCAACUACAACUUCCACAGCUUCAGUAGGCAGUCACUCCAAUGACAGCUUUGUUGAUAGAGAAAUCAACAGCAAGAGUCGAGGCGAGGAAAACUGCCACCCUACUCGAAAUGGUGAAGACGAGAGUGGAGCUGAUGACGAUGACGGUGAUGACGACGAUGAUGACGAUGGGGGCGAUCACCUGCAAGACGAGGAUCUUGACAACGAACUGAACACUGCAGUCAGUUGCCACGUAUGCCAGCAGAGGUUCCGCGACAACCUUGCUCUCAAGGAACACUUUGAAACCCUACAUCCCAAAGAAAUCUCCCUUUCUUAUGCUGAGUCCUUUUUCUCUUGGUACAGAUUCAAUUUAUACAGUGUCCAUUAUUUUAUAUCAAGAGAGUCAAUACCCAUUUCACUUCAAUAUCUAUUCUUCAGUAUUGGUGUGCCUUCUUCCUUUUCCACUGUAUAG